Molecule: messenger RNA, 2871 nt
Organism: Huiozyma naganishii CBS 8797
Lineage: Eukaryota; Fungi; Ascomycota; Saccharomycetes; Saccharomycetales; Saccharomycetaceae
Gene: ALA1
Product: alanine--tRNA ligase
Exons: 1
Coding region: 1-2871 (956 amino acids)
Biological process (GO): tRNA modification; alanyl-tRNA aminoacylation
Cellular component (GO): cytoplasm; mitochondrion
Molecular function (GO): ATP binding; nucleic acid binding; amino acid binding
Source: RefSeq, a predicted model, not a curated record
AUGACUAUUGGCGAUAAAGAGAAGUGGACGGCUAAGAACGUCCGUAACACGUUCAUGGACUACUUCAAGCAGAGAGAGCACACUUUUGUGCACUCCUCGCCAGUGGUCCCCUUCGAUGACCCAACUUUGCUGUUUGCGAACGCUGGUAUGAAUCAGUACAAGCCCAUUUUCCAAGGUACGGUAGACCCAUCCUCCGAUUUCUACACGUUGAAGCGUGCGUACAACUCGCAAAAGUGUGUCAGAGCCGGUGGUAAACACAACGAUUUGGAGGAUGUAGGGAAGGACUCCUACCAUCACACUUUCUUCGAGAUGUUGGGUAACUGGUCCUUCGGUGAUUAUUUCAAGAAGGAGGCCAUCCAGUUUGCGUGGGAACUGCUGACAGUUGUCUACGGUAUUCCAAGCGACAGACUGUACGUGACGUAUUUUGAAGGUGACUCGAAGCUCGGGUUGCAGCCGGAUGAGGAGGCUCGCCAGUUGUGGAGAGACGUCGGUGUGUUGGACGACCAUAUCCUACCAGGUAACGCUAAGGACAACUUUUGGGAGAUGGGUGAGCAAGGUCCCUGUGGUCCAUGUUCCGAGGUCCAUUACGACAGGAUCGGUGGGAGAAACGCUGCGUCUUUGGUUAACAUGGACGACCCAGACGUGCUAGAGGUCUGGAAUCUGGUUUUCAUGCAGUUCAACAGAGAGCAGGACGGCUCGUUGAAGUCUCUUCCAGCCAAGCACAUAGAUACCGGUAUGGGGUUUGAAAGAUUGGUGUCCGUCUUGCAAGACGUUAGAUCGAACUACGACACCGACGUGUUCAUCCCAUUGUUCAAGCGUAUCCAAGAGAUCACAAACGCGAGACCUUACGCUGGUAAGUUUUCUGAGGAGGACGCAGACGGUGUCGACACCGCCUACAGAGUCUUGGCAGACCAUGUCCGUACUCUGAUGUUUGCUCUUGCUGACGGUGGUGUCCCCAACAACGAAGGUAGAGGUUACGUGCUGAGACGUAUCCUGAGAAGAGGCGCACGUUACGCACGUAAAUACAUGAACUACCCAAUUGGGAACUUCUUCUCCACGUUGGCUCCAACUUUGAUUGAACAAGUUAAGGAUAUCUUCCCGGAGUUGGCCAAGGACCCAUCUUUCCUUUUCGAAAUCUUGGAUGAGGAGGAGGCUUCAUUCGCCAAGACUCUGGACAGAGGUGAAAGACUGUUUGAGAAGUACGCUGCCACAGCUGCUGAGAACUCUACCAAAACUUUGGAUGGUAAGCAAGUGUGGAGGCUUUACGACACCUACGGGUUCCCAGUCGAUCUAACUGAGCUGAUGGCCGAGGAGAAGGGCCUGAAGAUCGAUGGUCCAGGAUUUGAGAAGGCCAAGCAGGAGUCCUACGAGGCCUCGAAGAGAGGCGGGAAGAAGGAUGACACCUCUUUGAUUAAACUAAACGUUCACGAACUGAGCGAGCUAAACAAUGAGAACGUCCCCAAGACUGACGACAGUGCUAAGUACGGGUUCGAAAAUAUCGAUGCUAAGAUUUUGAAGUUGCACGAUGGUACCGCAUUUGUUGACGAAAUCACGGAAACGGACAAGAAGUAUGGUAUGAUCUUGGACAAGAGUUGUUUCUACGCUGAGCAAGGUGGUCAAGAAUACGACACCGGUAAGAUUGUCAUUGACGAUGUUGCUGAGUUUAAUGUGGAAAACGUUCAAUUGUACAAUGGGUUUGUGUUCCACACUGGUUCCUUGAAAGAGGGUAAACUUUCCGUCGGCGACAAAGUCAUUGCAUCCUACGAUGAGCUACGUCGUUUCCCAAUCAAGAACAAUCACACUGGUACCCAUAUUUUGAACUUUGCACUGCGCCAAGUCAUCGGUAAGGAGGUCGACCAGAAGGGUUCUCUUGUAGCACCUGAGAAGUUGAGAUUUGACUUCUCGCACAAGAAGGCGCUCUCCCUUGAUGAGGUACGCUCCGUGGAGAACGUGUGUAACGAGCAGAUUAAGGAGAGCUUGUCUGUUUACUACAAGGACGUACCAUUGGAACAGGCCAAGGCGAUCUCCUCUGUGCGUGCUGUGUUUGGUGAGACGUACCCGGACCCUGUCCGUGUUGUAUCGAUUGGGAAACCCGUUGACGAAUUGUUGGCGGAUCCAGCCAAUGAAGAAUGGAACAAGUACUCUGUCGAGUUCUGCGGUGGUACGCACGUGGUAAAGACUUCUGACAUCAAGUUCCUUGUGAUCUUGGAGGAGAACGGUAUCGCAAAGGGUAUCCGGAGAAUUGUGGCUGUCACUGGUACGGAAGCGUUUGAGGCACAAAGGGUUGCUCAAGAGUUUGACUCGCAAUUGGUGGCCACUGAGAAGAUGUUCUUCUCUGCUGAAAAGGAGAAGAAGUUAAAGGAGCUUGGUGUCCAGUUAGGCCAGCUUUCCGUUUCUGUGAUUGACAAGCACGAGUUGAAGGAAAAAUUCAACAAGAUCGACAAGGCGGUGCGUGAUGAGGUUAAGUCGAGAGCAAAGAAGGAGAUCAAGCAGACUUUGGAUGACGUGAAGAGCUACUUCACCGAGAACGGCGAGUCCACGUUUUUGGUGAAGCACAUUUCGAUCCCAGUGAACGCGAAGGCGAUCACCGAGUCCGUAAACUACUUGAAGAGUUCCGACAAGGACAAGUCCAUUUAUUUAUUCACCGGUAACGACGACAACGGCAAGAUUGCGCACGGCUGUUACAUCUCUGAUGCUGCGAUUGCCAAGGGUGUCGACGGUUCUGCAUUGGCGAAGCAAGUGUCCGGUAUCAUUGGCGGGAAAGCCGGUGGUAAGGGUAACGUGUUCCAGGGGAUGGGGGACAAGCCAUCCGAUGUUGCCAAAGCUAUUGCUGAAGUUGAACAGGCUUUGAAGACAAAGUUGAGUUUAUAA